This is a messenger RNA of Octopus bimaculoides (California two-spot octopus), 3243 nucleotides long. RefSeq lists its product as uncharacterized. The record is from RefSeq and is a predicted model, not a curated record. NCBI's taxonomy places the organism in Eukaryota, Metazoa, Mollusca, Cephalopoda, Octopoda, Octopodidae.
UUCAUUUAUGACAUCUACAACGAUUGCAAUUUCCAAGGUAGUUGUCCAGCAACAGAUGUGACUCGGUACGGAACCACAACCCAAGAACCCUGAGGACCUAUCUACCUGAUAUUAACCACCACCAACCACCACCAACCACCACCUUCACAACAGCACACACAAGCAACAAAUAUAUCGUCACAACUACAGCUCCCACCACCAGUAAUACUAGUAUUAGCUGUAGAAGCAGCAGCAGCAACAGCAACAAAAACAACAACAACAACAACAACAGUAACAAUAGAUAUAACCAGGAACAACAAACAGCUAAAAUAAAAAGAAACAAAAGCUAGAGAAAACUUUCCUUGGAUGCUUUUUGUAAUGUGAAUACCUCUUGAUUUGGAUUUAUAUUAUACAUCUAUGUACACGAUAACAUAUAAUUAAAUAUACAUAUGUACGAGUGUGUGUAUAUUGAAAUAGUUAACAUUCCUAUAGUACCCAAGUGAAAACAACAUUUGUCCAAACAACAGCAGGGCGUAAAUUGCAGAGAAUAUUUUGGGACAAAAACAGAAAUUAAAAAGAAAAUUCUAUAGCAUUGUGCUUGAGUUUGUUACCAAAGUUAAUGUCUUCCUAUGUUUAUUAAUUGAUAACCAAUAAUUUUUAAAAUAUAUAUCACAUCGAGAAUAUUCUGGAAAUCUAUUCAGUUUUGGAACAAAUGAUAUGUUUUACCCAAGGAAUUUUCCCUUCCGUUCAAACUAGAAGAAAUUGUCUCUACGUGUUUAUUUGUCACAACUUUGGAGAACUAAAGAAACAUCCGCCACUUUAAAGGAAUGUCAAAUUGCUUCUAAUGCUGGAGAUGUACUACGGUGCCAGCUGUUCACUACUAGUAAACUAAGUGAUUGAUUCAUCAUUCCAGAAGAGAGUGUGUCCUGCCACCAUAGACAAACUUGGAGCACACCUUGAAGAUCUGUUCGGCAAUAUGAGUCAAAAAUUAUACCGCAACUACAAUAACGACAGAAGUCUAAGUUCGAACAGCAGCACCGGUAGUAGAAGCAGUCAGACUAGUAGCAAUGGUGAGGGCAAUAGCCUCAAGUGGUCGGAACAAGGUUACAGUGUCACUGACAUUUUGGACAAGUUUCGACUGCCUCAAAUCGUGCGGUUGCAUGCGAGGGGACAACCAGUACAUUCCAGCUUACCGAUACCGUUCAACAUUGCUCGUGAACAGUUACUGUUCUUCGAUUCAAGAAACAUUCGGCAGUUGAUUGCUGAAAAUUUAGUAGACACAUCGGAACCCGGAGCAAACAUGGAUUCGUACUUGGAAGAUGUUGUCAUUCCUGAAGACUAUCCAGGUUUAUUUGUGCAGCCAGUAACCUUAGGAAACAGUACCGAACUAAUCACUUAUGAUAAUAUUGAGUCUUUGGUGUCACACGAAGCCAAAGGAUUCCUGACCCUGCACACGAUACAAGGUAUUCGCAAGACAUCAUCUCUUGGAAGCCUCAGUCAAUCAAAUGCAGGAUCCUGUCCAAAAUUGUACCCCAGAGGAAGUAUAUUUCUAAUUGAAGAAAUUCAAAAAUGGUCUUUUAGUUCAAAAGGAAAUCUUCAGAAUAGCCAUCACGCUCCUUCCAUUUUGAAAGUUCCUUCAGCAAACCGGAAAUCCACAGUGCAUUUUGCUGACUCAAACCAAACAAAUGAAUACGAUGUUAGAGAAAACAUAAAUCAGAUAUCUAAAAGAGAAGGAUCAUCUAGAACAUCUUCUCCAUUGUCACCAGCAAGAAAAAUCCAAAGCAUGCAAAGGCUAAGUUCCAGUAUGAAAGAAGACUCAUCGUUAAGUAGUAGUUUGAAAACAAAACCAGUAGUUAGGUCUGCUUCCGUAGGGUCAUCAAGGUCAAUAGAUAAUGGUCUAGUUCUCAAAUGCAAAGAUGCAAGUGGACGAAAUGUCUACUUCCCGUUUCAUACUGAAGGGAGUUUUAUUCAAAUAUUAACGCAUCCAACAAACCCGAAAAAACUCUCAAUACAAGUGAAAGAAUUGUUAAACAUGAAAGUUCUUCCUCCUAUGAUAUGCUUUGUCUAUGGCAAAAAACGUCUUUUAUUAACAUCUGGUUUUCUAAAACUCAAGGAGAUUCAAGAACAUCGAUCGGUAGUUGUGUGUGCGGUAAACAGGACUUCAUAUGUCUUAUUCGAGUUGCCUGUCACCUCAAACAUGACAUUUUCUUUGUCUCUCAAUAAGGAUCUUUUAACGUCCCCUCAUAUUCAAAGAGCAUUACAUCUCUGUGAAGAGAAUGCCAUGAAUUUCAGCAGUGAUAUUAAAGUGGUUACUAAGUUGUCUUCAAAGUCAGCAGAGUUUGGCAACAACGGCCUCACUACUUUUGGUUUGGAAACAUUUAAACAGCUGGAAGACAUAGCCGAAGUGAGUUCCAGUGAAGAAGAUGAUGAUGAAAGUACGAACAAACAGUUUAAUCGUAUAUCUGUGGAAGGAGUGAUAUAUCUGUAGAAUAUAUAUGUUGUUGGUCAGUUUUAUUGGUGGUUCACUGCAAACAUAAUCACCUUCUAUUGUAAAUAAUUAUACCCCCUACUCCUCCUCUGUAACUCGGCAGUUAUCAGCCACAACUAUGAGAUACAUACAUGCAUGGAGCAGAAGAUACACAUACAUUAAGAAAAUACAAAGAAAUAUAACUGAAAUACAUACCUGCACACACGUUUUACACAUGUAUGUACAUAUACAUAUAUACGAGAAUAGCGAGUGGAACCCUUUAAACUUAUUCAGAAAAUUUCCAAACCCGCAAAAUCCUUAUUGCCGCAGAAUACAGCGAUGUAAACGUAACAGCAGCAGCAUCUCCGCCGGCUUUUUUUAGUUUGGAGGAACUAAUAAAUCCAAUGUAUUUUUGGAGAAACUCCCUCUUGGAAAAGUCUCUGCUUUUAAAACCUCAACGUGAGAGUGGUAUUUUGGAAGUAUCGUGAUUGCUCAUCUUUUGGGAUGUAGGAUCUGUUUAGCUAAGAUGUAUUGCUGUUGAAGAUAUUCGUAUCCUUCAGUGCAUCAACUUUGUUGGUAAUGAGAUCUCACCAGCAUCCUGCACAUGAGUAUAAUCAUAUCUUGGCAUUAUUCAGUCUAACAACCAGGAAACUAAAAAGGCCAAAGAAAUAAAAAUCAAGAAGGUACUGACGAUUCUCAAUCAGCAUCUACAAACAUGUACAUAUUUAGUUGAUGAAAAAAUCAGUCAAGCUGAUAUUACAGUAUAUUGCAAUAUGUUACAACGCUAUAAGCUAAUU